AUGGCGGUUCGAGCGCAAUUUGAGAAUUCUAAUGAUGUUGGUGUGUUUGCGACGUUGACGAAUUCCUAUGCGAUUGUUGCGAUUGGAGGAUCGGAGAACUUUUACAGCAUAUUCGAGUCUGAGCUGCAAGAUAUCAUACCCAUAUGCCAUGCUUCCAUAGCAGGAACAAGGAUCGUUGGACGUUUGACCGCUGGAAACCGAAAGGGACUCUUGGUCCCUACGACCACAACUGACCAGGAACUGCAACAUUUACGUAACUCGAUUCCGGAUAGCGUGAAGGUCCAGAGAACAGAAGAGAGACUAUCGGCUUUGGGUAAUGUCAUAUGUUGUAACGACCAUGUGGCUCUCGUGCAUCCCGAUCUAGAGCGAGAAACGGAAGAAAUAAUAGCAGAUGUUCUUGGUGUCGAAGUAUUCCGCCAGACAAUCGCGGACAACGUUCUAACGGGCUCCUACAUGUCCCUGUCCAACCAAGGUGGAAUCGUCCACCCAAAAACCUCGAUACAAGAUCAAGAUGAACUAUCCUCCCUCCUACAAGUCCCGCUCGUUGCCGGAAGUGUCAACCGAGGUUCCGCCGUCGUCGGUGCUGGGAUGGUCGUCAAUGACUGGCUAGCGAUUACUGGACUGGAUACCACAGCUACGGAGCUGAGUGUCGUGGAGAGCGUGUUCAAGCUCGGCGAGGGUGCCAGCGGUGCCGGAACUGCUACCAAGGAGAGCAUCGUGGAGAGUUUCUACUAG
Molecule: messenger RNA, 735 nt
Organism: Arthroderma uncinatum
Lineage: Eukaryota; Fungi; Ascomycota; Eurotiomycetes; Onygenales; Arthrodermataceae
Exons: 4
Coding region: 1-735 (244 amino acids)
Biological process (GO): cytosolic ribosome assembly; maturation of 5.8S rRNA; assembly of large subunit precursor of preribosome
Cellular component (GO): cytosol; preribosome, large subunit precursor; nucleolus
Molecular function (GO): ribosomal large subunit binding
Source: RefSeq, a predicted model, not a curated record